AAGAUGCAUCGCACAGGAACUUUCCCUAAAUUCUCUACUCUUAGUCAAUCUCCUUAUAAAACAGGUAUUUCAAACCUGCAUAGCCCCUUCCAGAAGUUGCCAAUACGGAAUACUGAGACUCAUAGCAGCUCAAUUAAUCAGUAUGAUGGAGGAAUUUGAGGAGUUACUCCUAAGAAAUUUUACACUUGUAACACAGAAAGCUCUGACGAGGAUGUCUUAUUAGCUUUGAAGACGAAAAAAACAAAAAAUUGAGGUACUCCCUCAAGAUCUAUCGAUAUUUCAAAAGAAAAGAACCCUUUUACGAUUGGGUAUCUCAAGAAGAAAUUUAGUAACACAGGAAGAUUUGGAUCAAGAAACAGCCCAUCGAAGGGAUCAAUUUUUAAAGUUUCAAAUGCUUUAAAGAAAAUAUCUCAUACUAAAAAUUACUCAAAGUGUGAGAAGAAUCCUCGCAAAUAAAUAUCUGAGCGGGUAUUUGACCAAGAAGGAAAUCAAAAAGAGGAAAAAGUGCAAAGGAUCAGAAACUGAAGUAUCUGAAAGCUUUUACUCAAGCCUGAAGAGUAAGAAAGCAUACGAAUUCGGAGAUUCACCUAAUAAAGGCAGUCCUGGUAGAAAUCAGACUACGACAAAUAACUCGAGCUUUAUACUUCUUAAAGAGAUAGUCCCUCUUAACGAGGCAUGAAAUCUCUCUGUUUUGAAGUACAUAAAGAAGUCAAGAGCUGAUAGAGAAAGUUGCAGAAACAAGCAGAAAGCUGAUAAAUUUAGAGUUAAAACUCUAACAGAAACUUAUGAAGUGUAUUCCAAGAGGGACCCUAAAAGAAUCUUCAGAAGGAGGAGUCCUAAAUUUUCAAGAGCAAAAAUUGAUUUAUCAGGAAAGAAAGUUUCAACCUUUGCAACCCAUUAUUACCGAGAUGGAAAAAUCAAGCAAUCUCCCAAGGUUGACAAGAAAGCAUACCUCAGUCCUAAAGUUGCUUCUAAAAGUGCCAAUGUUUCCAUAAAAAAGAAAAGGAAGACGUCUAAAAAUAUUCCUCACCAUACGAGGAAAUCAAGCAAUGACAGAGUUUUUAAAUGGAACUAUCAAAACAAUCUUAACCUGAGGACAGUCAACCAGAAGAUUUUAAGGAAAGUAGAAGAUUCUAAAGGUACAAGAUCAACUCAAUAUGAUUCCCAUGAAGACUCUAGAGGUGAAAAUGCUCAGUACAAAUGAGAAUGAGGGAAUGUUAACACCUAUCAUUGUGAAGCAGCCCAAAAAUGGACUGAAUAUGCUGACCAAAAUUAUUCAAAAUCCUUUGAGUAUGAAAAAGAUGCUAAAAUCUUUCAUGAUCUUCUUAAGCUUGCAAAUACAGAUACCAUUGCUCAGGAAUCUCUUUUACAGAUUAGGAACGAUGUCUCAAGGACCAUGGGAGAUGAGGAGUACUUUAAAAAAUCAAAUAAGGGCUAUAACAACGUUGCUGAUGUACUCACUGCCUUCUCACUUUAUGAUAAAUCAUGAGGAUAUGUUCAAGGCAUGAACUUUAUAGCAGCUUCACUUGCCUAUCAUUGCGACUCUGUCUCCACCUUUUGGCUAUUCACUUCGCUUAUUGAAGAUUAUGGGCUUAGAAAGAACUACUUAAAAGGACUUGAAGGAUUUUACGAGAGAGCAGAAAGCAUCGGAGAGCUAGCAAAGAAGAAGAUUCCCAAAACUUACAACUUUUUGGUAAGAUCAACAUUUUUAAUAUUCUAUAGAAAAAGAAUAAUGUAAGAGCUAAUCUUGAUCAAGAUUUGAUUGUUUAUAGGUGACAUUUGAUAUGAUAACUCUUGAACCUGUCAUGAGUCUUUUCUGCAACUUAAUACCUCUCAGAGAAUCUAAAUAUCAUUUAGACAAUUUUUUCGAAAAAGGCUGGAGUUAUUUCAAUUCUCUCUUUAUCAAGUUCCUUGAAAGCAUUUCUGCUCAACUUUUUAAAUGAGAAGACUUGUGCGAUAUUCUCAGCCUAUUCAAAGACCAUUAUAACUGUAGAGGGGAUAGGCGAAGUACUUGGUCUCAAAGGAUGGCUCAAUACAGCAGCUCGACUGCAGAUUCUUUCAACAUAAGUGAGAUCGAUUGGGAAGAAUUAUGUAAUAAAGCUUAAUUGGUAAAUCCCUAUUUUUACCUUAAUCUCUUUGCAAUA
This is a messenger RNA of Moneuplotes crassus, 2144 nucleotides long. The record is from the annotation of a GenBank genome assembly. NCBI's taxonomy places the organism in Eukaryota, Ciliophora, Spirotrichea, Euplotida, Euplotidae.